Molecule: messenger RNA, 1488 nt
Organism: Pseudogymnoascus destructans
Lineage: Eukaryota; Fungi; Ascomycota; Leotiomycetes; Thelebolales; Thelebolaceae
Exons: 2
Coding region: 320-1168 (282 amino acids)
Molecular function (GO): protein binding
Source: RefSeq, a predicted model, not a curated record
GUGCCUGAAGGAACAUCGGAUCUCGGGUCAGGUUAUGCGACUCAUGUUAUAAAGUGUGGCGCAGCGGUUAUUCAGACCCCGCCCCGCCACACUCACGGCGGGGUUGCGUAACUUCGAUCUGGGCUGCUAGCCCAACUGGUAACAGGAUCUGUCAUCAACGCCGGGUUGAGACUGUAAAUAUCUAUCUCUGGACGACAUUUUGUUAUCCAUCUCGAACUUUUGUCUUACUACACUGUCCAUCGAUCUUUGAUCGCACUACGAGCACCCCAAGAGCCCGACAUGCAAGUGUAGGGUAGAUAACAACCAACAAAGAGUGAAGAUGGCGGAUUUCGAAGCGCCACCAGGGCCACCACCCCCAAAAGUGCCAGAGGGAUGGAAAGCCCAAUGGAACGACCAAUAUAAAGAAUGGUUCUUCGUCAACAUCUACACCAAGAAAUCCCAAUGGGACAAGCCCACCGCUCCCGUCUACCCUCCCGACUCCUCCACGCCCCCCACCGGCGCACCCCCCUCCUACGGCGGCGCCACCCAACCCACCUCCGACGCGAAGGUGAACCCCUACGACACCCCCAACGCGACCAAAAGCACCGUCGACGAGGACGCCCGUCUGGCCGCCCAGCUACAAGCUGAGGAAGACCAACGCACGCGCGGCCAGAACCCCAACUACGGCGGCGGCGCACCCGGCGGCGGAUACCCCAGCAACAGCGGUAGCCCCUUUCCAGAGGAGCAGCAGCGCGGGGAGAAGAAGAAGGGCGGGUUCCUCGGCAAGCUGAUGGGCGCCGCGAGCUCCAAGACCAGCGGCGGAGGCAGCCAUGGAUACCCGCAGCAACAGCAAGGGUAUGGCCAGCAGCAGAUGUACCCCCAACAAGGCUAUGGACAGCAGCAGCAGAUGGGGUACCCACCACAGGGCUACGGACAGCCGCCGAUGGGGUACGGACAGCAGCCGAUGUAUGGCCAGUAUGGCGGCGGCGGGUACGGCGGGUAUCCGCAGCAGCAGCAGCGGAGACAGGGAGGUGGUGGUAUGGGGAUGGCAGGCGGCGCGGCGUUAGGUUUGGGAGGAGGGUUGAUUGGAGGCAUGUUGAUUGCUGAUGCGAUGCAGGACCAUGACCAGGAUCAGUAUAAUCAGGGAUAUGAGGAUGGUGGCGGUGGAGAUGAUGGGGGUGGUGAUUAAGUGUGUUUGAGGCGAGGUUAGAGAGGAGGGGCGGCUGGAUUAUUCGUGGCUGGGAGGUUGCGUGCAUUUCGAUGUUUUCGUCGUUAUGGUUCUGUGGCUGAUUGCGCUGAUGAAGUCGUAGAUAGUCACGGGGGACCGGUUUGGACUUCUUGAUUAAUACGAGCAAUCUGUUAUCUCUUCACUUACUUGUUCCCCAAAAAGUGAUCCGCAUACUUCCUAAUCAGUGUUCCAGAGCGCAACAACCAGAUUUUGCAACCGCCGUGCGGCUCGUGAUAAUCCUAUAUAAACUACUGACGGUGUCAAACAAAUCGUUUCCAUGC